Molecule: messenger RNA, 1654 nt
Organism: Lactuca sativa (garden lettuce)
Lineage: Eukaryota; Viridiplantae; Streptophyta; Magnoliopsida; Asterales; Asteraceae
Biological process (GO): base-excision repair
Molecular function (GO): DNA-3-methyladenine glycosylase activity
Source: RefSeq, a predicted model, not a curated record
CUCAUCCACGCUAAACCCUUACUCCAACACAACCAUUACCUUGUUGCCACCAAUACCUACCUUCCUCCUUCGUCAAUCAUGUGUUCUUCAAAUUCGAAAUUGCUGCAAUCAUCUUAUGUUGCUACUCCGGCCACCACAACUGUCUCCGACAUCAAUGGCCGCCCGGUACUACAGCCAGCCACAUCCAACCGAGUACCACUAAACGCUCCACUUUUCGAAAGACGUUCCCUCAAAAAAACCCUCUCCCUGCCAAAAUCCAUCUCCAUGGUUCCAUCCCCGACGCCACUUCACACCAAAACAAACCAACCCCCGAUCUCCCCCAAACUAAAAUCUCCACGGCAGCCGGCGGUCAAGCGAAGCGGUAACAACCACAGCAACGAUAUGAUGACUUCAAGCUCUGACAAGCUUGUACUACCCUUACCCACAAAAUGUACAACCCCCAAAUCCGUGAUUCCGGUAAAAAAAUCCAAGAAAUGUGCUGUUACCAGUGACCAUGAUCAUCGUUUGCAUAAUUCUGUGGAUACCACCACCAGCACCAGUCCUAAUUCGUUGGUGGUUAAGUAUUCAUCGGCGGCAAUUGUUGAUUCUCCGGGGAGUAUUGCGGCGGCAAGGAGAGAACAAGUGGCGGUGAUGCAGGUUCAGAGGAAAAUGAGGAUCGCUCACUAUGGUAGAUCUAAAUCUGCUAAGUAUGAUAGCUGCAGCAAGCUCACAUCUUACAAUUUUGAUCCAAAUUCUCUUACUUCCGCGAUUGUUAGAGAUGAGAAAAGAUGCAGCUUCAUCACUCCUAAUUCAGACCCGAUAUAUGUCGCAUACCAUGACCAAGAAUGGGGAGUUCCAGCUCAUGACGAUAAGGUGUUGUUUGAACUAUUGGUUCUAACGGGUGCUCAAGUCGGAUCGGAUUGGACUUCUGUUCUAAAGAAAAGACAACAAUUUAGGGAAGCUUUUUCGGGUUAUGAUCCGGAAAUUGUGUCAAUGUAUUCGGAGAAAAAAAUAACAUCAAUCAGCACUGAAUAUGGCAUCGAACUCAGUCUUGUCCGAGGUGUCGUUGACAACUCUAAAUCUAUUAUUCAGAUCAAUAAAGCAUUCAGAUCAUUCGACAAUUACAUAUGGGGAUUUGUAAACAACAAACCGAUCACAACACAAUACAAAUCAAGUCAGAAGAUACCCGUAAAGACAUCGAAAUCCGAAGCCAUAAGCAAAGACAUGGUCAAAAGAGGAUUCCGACAAGUGGGUCCCACCGUCAUUCACUCGUUCAUGCAAGCAGCCGGCCUCACAAACGAUCAUCUGACCACUUGCCCUCACCACCUUCGAUGCACCACUUUAGCAUCGUCGACGACACUAUGCCCUUAAUCCAUGUUAAUUAAAUACACGUUCUAGUUAGUGCCCUACAAAUUAACAUUUUAUUUUAUCGCUAACAUGACAUACAACCCUGGUUUUUGUUUUUGUUUUGGAUUUGUGGUUUGUAUUUGUUGAUGUGGUUUAUUUUCACUCAUUUACUAGUGUGUAUUGGAAAGGUUUAAUUUAUGAAGAUAACUGUAUAACCGAUAUUAACCCGAGUGGGUGAUGUAUUAUUAUAAUAGGAUUGAUAUGUGUGGUUUGAUUGGGUGUAAAAUUGAUUUUGAGUUGAAAUAAAGAGAUGUGGAUCAUGUGACAA